Messenger RNA from Nyctereutes procyonoides (raccoon dog), 3160 nucleotides. It is a transcript of the gene TCAIM, whose product is annotated as T cell activation inhibitor, mitochondrial. Gene Ontology annotation, cellular component: mitochondrion. The record is from RefSeq and is a predicted model, not a curated record. Bases 229 to 1722 code for a protein of 497 amino acids. The transcript is spliced from 11 exons. Lineage: Eukaryota; Metazoa; Chordata; Mammalia; Carnivora; Canidae.
CCGCGCCAGCGCGCGUUCGGCCGCCCUCCUCCCCGGCCUGUCCGCUCGGUUCCGGGCAGGCCGCGCCACCUGCCGCCUGGUCAUUGCCGACGCCCGCCGGCCUAGCUCGCCCCGUCUCGGAGUGCGUGUUCGUAUCUCCCGAAGCUUUCCGCGGAAACGCCCGGAGCCCCCUCCCGGCCGGGCGUGAUUAAUGGAUGCCUGGGAGUUGAUGUACAUAUAUAUUCAGAAAUGUUUUGCCACCUGAGACCUGUGAGAAGGUUAUGUCUAGAGAAGAUAUUUCCACCCUGGUUUCGAAACUCCUCAAGAGCUUUAUCGGGAGCUGAAGCAGUCAAUGCCUUGAGGCCAUUCUAUUUUGCAGUACAUCCAGAUUUCUUUGGACAGCACCCCAGAGAAAGGGAAGUAAAUGAAAAUUCUCUUAAGAGAUUAAGUGUCUACUUAGAAAACCUCCAGAAACCAGGCUUCAAGUCUUUGAAACCAAUUCAGCUUACAUUUUAUGUAAGAGAAACAGAGCAGAAUUCCUCUGAAGGCCAGGAACCUUUUAGCACAUCUGGAUUUCGAGCAGUCAAAUUUACUUUGCACACCAGAGAUCUGCUAAGCACAGUAUUAUAUAUUCUCAACUCCUGCAGUUUAUCUGUUGAACAUAUCCAAAGCUUGAAUAGUAAUGUGCAUUCCCAGCCUCUCAAGGAUGCUAAAAGGAUGUCUGACAGGCCCAUCAAGUGGGACAAAUCUUAUUACUACUUUACUGGAUUCAAGGACCCUCAUGAAGACCUCGAACAAGUCUCGAGAAUGGAAACAACCCUAACAUCCUGGUUAGAUAACAAUGGGAAAAGUGCAGUUAAAAAACUGAAGAAUAGUUUGCCACUUAGAAAAGAACUAGACCGUUUAAAAGAUGAUCUGUCUCAUCAGCUUCAGCUCUCAGACAUCAGGUGGCAGAGGAGCUGGGGCAUUGCCCAUCGCUGUAGCCAGCUUCAUAGUUUAGGCCGCUUAGUGCAGCAGAACUUGGAAAUUCUUAAAAAUGCAAAAGGAUGUACAAUAAUAUUUACAGACCGAUCCGGGAUGAGUGCAGUGGGCCAUGUGAUGCUAGGAACAAUGGAUGUCCAUCAUCACUGGACAAAACUUUUUGAACGGUUACCAAGUUAUUUUGACCUUCAGAGGAGGCUGAUGCUUUUAGAAGACCAAAUAAGCUACCUUCUCGGCGGCAUACAAGUGGUUUAUAUUGAGGAAUUGCAACCAGUAUUGACGCUUGAAGAAUAUUACUCUCUUCUUGAUGUGUUCUAUAACAGACUGUUGAAAAACAGAAUACCCUUUCACCCUAGAAGUCUGCGUGGUUUACAAAUGAUCCUUAACAGUGACAGAUAUGCUCCAAGCUUGCAUGAACUUGGGCACUUUAACAUCCCAACCCUCUGUGACCCAGCAAACCUCCAGUGGUUUAUUCUCACCAAAGCCCAGCAGGCAAGAGACAACAUGAAAAGAAAAGAAGAGUUAAAGGUUAUUGAAAAUGAAUUAAUACAGGCUUCAACGAAGAAAUUUUCCCUGGAAAAGUUUUAUAAGGAGCCCAGCGUUUCUAGUAAGCAAAUGGUGGACUGUUGUAAGAGACUUCUAGAACAGUCACUGCCUUACCUGCAAGGGAUGCACCUCUGCAUUUCACAUUUUUAUUCUGUUAUGCAAGAUGGAGACCUUUGUAUUCCUUGGAACUGGAAGGAUGGAGAAGCCAUUAAGUAACACAGAAAUCUGUAUUCUUUUUGAAGAGAUAAGAAACUGUUAAAUUUAUUUAAAUCCACAAUUUGAUAUAGCAGUAUUAUUUACAUAUUACAAGUAGGAAGUCUCUAACUGCUGCUCUAAAAGUAAACCUUUUUUAAAAAUUAAUUUCUGCUACAUAACUUGUUUUAAAAGGUUUUAUCUCCCAGUCUUAUGGUGUUUCUUAUCUGAUUGGCAUGAUUGGGUAAAAAGAUGUCAAAAUGAAAGAACCUAUUUUUAGCGGUAUGUAAAAGAGGGAUUCUACAGAGGUAAGGAAAUUGUAUAUUUUUAUAUGAGUGAAUGUGGCUACUGUUUGAAACAGGUCUCAUUCAGCAUAGCUCUGGAGCAGUGGAACUCAUUCAGCGUGCAGCUGUAGAAUUCAUCUGUGUCCAUAUGAACAUGCGUUUUGCAGCCAGUAAGGGACAGUUGCACCAAAGCAGGAGAGCAGCAAAACUUAGAUAACCAAGCUUUUCCCUAAAGAAAGAGUAGAAGGAAAAAAAAAGCAAUUGGGUGUAUAAAUACUAUUGACAUUGUCACAAGCAGUCCGAUACUAGUUUGUUAAAACAUCUUAGUGACAGAAAAUGUAGGUUUAAAUCUGUAAGUUCUCCGACCCGUUAAAAUAUUACAGCUGUUGGUAGCAUGACACUGACACACAGUAGAGGUCUUUGAAUCAGUGAGGUGACGCGUGACGCCUUUGUCUUUGUGGACAAACUAUCCAGUAAAUAGGGGUAGGAAUGGCUCAGGCCAUUCAGGAUUUCUGGCACCCCCUCAGUGGGUCCUCCUGCCCCUGCCGGCCCCUGUGAGCACCCCCAUGCCCACCUCGGCCCCCGGGGCCACAGGGGGCCCUCUCUGCAGACACACGACUCCUCUCCACAGGCGUUUCCCUUGGAUAAUAUUAUUUCACCAGAUCCAGAACCUCUUCGGCUCGUUUCUCAAGAGGACCAGGUGAAUCCCGAGGUGGGAUGCCGUGUUUGUAGCCCCUCCUGCUGAAGAAAAGGGAAAGGAAUUUUUUUCCACCGUGCGCCAGAAAGAAAAGGAGCUGUUAACAGCCAUUCUUGAGGCACAUUUUAGAUUCAUCAAAACACUAUUAUUUAAACUGUUAAAUUCAAAUAUGUGUUCAAAAGAAAUACUGAUUUGUAGUUUUUCUGGUUUGUGCAUAUCAUCUCUUUGAAGCUUCAGUAACAACUCUACUGAUUUUUUUUUCCUAAUGUAAGAAUGUUGCCCUUAAAGAUUUUCCAGAGCCAGAUGAUGAGAGUAAAAAUCCCUUCCUUAGAGAUUACAUAAGGAAAUUUAUUGAAAAAUUGGUUUGGAUUAUGCCAUUUCUAAUGGCAACUAAUAACAGAAUCCUUAGUGAUAUGUUUUGAAUUGGACUUUGUCCCAGAACUGAUUGUUAAUAACAACAUAAUAAAUAGUACAUUAAACA